Molecule: messenger RNA, 948 nt
Organism: Danaus chrysippus (African queen)
Lineage: Eukaryota; Metazoa; Arthropoda; Insecta; Lepidoptera; Nymphalidae
Source: the annotation of a GenBank genome assembly
AUGUCAAUAAGAGUAGUGUCUCGAUUUUUGAUUAGGAAUAGUAAAUUACACAUAAACUACAACAAUGUUUGCAGAACUUUAUCAAGUUACAGUCAAGAUCAGAGUUACGAUAAUUUAAAAAAUAAAUACUUUUUUGGCGGCAUCCUAGUCGCCGCUGGUGUUGUAGGUUAUGUGACUUUAAAGGAAAAGGUGUCUGCUGCGAGUGUUAUUAAUUUAUCAGGCAGACGUGAUCAGUUUAACUUUAUAGCUGAUGUUGUAGCCGUAUCCGCGCCUUCUGUAGUGUACAUUGAAAUCGAGGAUUCCAGAAGAUUAGACAUAUUUACUGGUAAACAAUUAACACUGUCCAAUGGAUCAGGUUUUAUAGUGAAGGAAGACGGAUUAAUAUUAACAAAUGCUCAUGUUGUGGUUAAUAAACCUAACGCGACCGUCAAAGUACGGUUAAUGGAUGGUUCAACACAUAUCGGUAUAGUUGAAGAUGUAGACUUGAAAUCAGAUCUAGCCACUCUAAGGAUACCCGUCAAGAACUUGCCGACAAUGAAACUCGGAUCAUCGGCUGAUAUUCGUCCUGGCGAGUGGGUGGUAGCAAUGGGCAGUCCUCUGGCUUUAAGUAACACAGUGACCGCGGGUGUAAUAAGUUCAACUCAACGAGCCAGCGAGGAAUUGGGACUGAGAGGCAAAGACAUGGUUUACAUACAGACCGAUGCCCCAAUCACCUUUGGUAACAGCGGUGGACCACUCGUCAACUUGAACGGGGAAGCGAUAGGUAUCAACAGUAUGAAAGUCACAUCAGGAAUAUCAUUUGCCAUACCCAUAGACUAUGUCAAGGACUUCCUUGAAAAACGAACAACUAAAACACCACCAGUUUCAAGAAGAUACUUAGGCAUAACAAUGCUAUCUUUAACACCCAACAUACUUAUGGAGCUACGAAUGAGGAAUCCUGAGGUAUAG